AUGGACUUUGCUCAAAGCCACUAUGAUUAUUCCCUGUUCACCAAAAGAAUAGGAGCUGAUCUUGUAGUCAUCCUAGUUUAUGUAGAUGAUUUGUUGGUAACUGGCAGCAACUUACUUCUCAUCCAGCAGGUCAGAAAAGAUUUGCAGGAGAAGUUCAAAAUGAAGGAUCUAGGGGAGCUAAAGUAUUUCCUUGGCAUUGAGUUCCCAAGGUCUCAGGAAGAUAUAGCCUUUGUUGUUCAGGUACUCAGCCAGUAUAUGCAUGUACCUAUGACUUCUCACAUGGAAGCUGCUGGAAGAAUAAUGAAGUACAUCAAGUCUACACCUAGACAUGGUUUGUUCAUGCCAACUGGAAGCUGCAAUAAACUAAUAGCCUAUUGUGAUUCAGAUUGGGAGAAGUCAAAGAAGCAAGGGACAAUAUCUAGAAGUUUAGCUGAGGCAGAGUUCAGAAGCAUGACAACCACAAUAGCUGAAAUUGCGUGGUUGGUUGGACUUUUCAAGGAGUUUGGAGUGGAUAUUGCUCUGCAUGUGUCUCUAUGCUGCGAUAGUAAGGCAACAAUUUGGAUUGCUGCACAUCCAAUAUUUCAUGAACGGACUAAACACGUAGAUAUUGACUGUCAUUUUGUAAGAGAAAAGCUAGUACAAGGUCUUAUUCAAACUCAACAUAUUGGAACAACAUAA
Molecule: messenger RNA, 678 nt
Organism: Nicotiana tabacum (common tobacco)
Lineage: Eukaryota; Viridiplantae; Streptophyta; Magnoliopsida; Solanales; Solanaceae
Source: RefSeq, a predicted model, not a curated record